AUGGAGCUCAGCGACCACCAGGAUACGAGGGCUCGUAAUUCUUCUGAACAAGCCACGACCGUUUGCCUACUUGCAAACGAUCUGAAAGUAAACAACACUCUCACCCAGCUUGAUCUUGGACACAACCGAAUAUCCGAUAAAGGAGGUGAAGCACUAGCAGAAGCACUGAAAGUAAAGAACACUCUCACUCAACUUGAUCUUGCAGAGAACCAAAUAUCCUAUAGAGGAGGUGAAGCACUAGCAGAAGCACUGAAAGUAAACAACACUCUCACUCAACUUGAUCUUACAAGCAAUCAAAUAUCCGUCAGAGGAGGUGAAGCACUAGCAGAAGCACUGAACGUAAACAACACUCUCACUCAACUUGAUCUUUGGAGCAACCGAAUAUCCGAUAGAGGAGGUGAAGCACUAGCAGAAGCACUGAAAGUAAACAACAUUCUCACUCAACCUGAUCUUGCAGAGAACCAAAUAUCCUAUAGAGGAGGUGAAGCACUAGCAGAAGCACUGAAAGUGAACAACACUCUCACUCAACUUGAUCUUACAAGCAAUCAAAUAUCCGAUAGAGGAGGUGAAGCACUAGCAGAAGCACUGAACGUAAACAACACUCUCACUCAACUUGAUCUUUGGAGCAACCGAAUAUCCGAUAGAGGAGGUGAAGCACUAACAGAAGCACUGAAAGUAAACAACACUCUCACUCAACUUGAUCUUGCAGAGAACCAAAUAUCCUAUAGAGGAGGUGAAGCACUAGCAGAAGCACUGAAAGUAAAUAACACUCUCACUCGACUUAAGCUUACCUAAUAUCCGGUAGACUGGGUGAAGCAAUGGGAGAGUCGUUGUCUAGUAUAUUUCAGACGCAGCGUGAUUUUGUUUUUUUGUGGAAGUUUUCCUGUUUCUUUGUGUGUUGUUAUGUGUGAUUAUGGUCUGUGUUUGUUGAAUUGUUCAACAUGAGUUAAAGCGCUGACGACAUACUGGAGUUAUACUAGCUGGACCGAAUUCCCUUCAUUCAGGAUGAGACUCGAAUGAGAGUAGUGCAUUUAUUCAGUUCGUGGGAUGGAGCUAAGAUCUCGAAAGCUAGGUCAGAACUGAUUAGCUCUGGAUCGCGGACUAAUGAUGUUGUUCAGUGGUCAUGAGUAAUGCAGAAGAGCGCAACUUUGGGAAAUAGACUUAUUGCCGGGCGAGUCACUGUUACAGCGUUAUAUGUUAGUACUACAGAAGCAUAUUCGUUGCUUAUAAAACAUAGAAUGUAGGUAACGUUGGUAUUUAAAAAUACAAUUGUAGCUGUUUUUAACAUUACUGCUGUGAAUGUUUCUUCAAUAACAAUGAUGAUAAUAUUGAUUGUGUUGACGAUGUUUCAUGUUCAUUUCGUACUGAUGUUGUCGAUGCUACUGAGUCUCUUGAAUAUCUGACUGUGGUUGAUGAUCUUUGAAAAAAUAUUUCUUGCUAUAUUCUAAAUACAAAAAGAGAACAAAUUCGGUUAAAUAAGUUCAUGAUCGUUCGGUCGACACGGGAUUUCCAUACAACUAAUAAGAACCGGUGCUAAUUCUGGUGCAGUUGUAUCAUAAACGUUAUUGAAAGAACAUACGGGUCCAUUUCGCUUUUGGUGACCAUCGCAUACGACGACACAUGCACAGUUUUUAUCACAGUUUUUUCCUGGAAUCAAAUAAUAAUGUUUCCAAAAGAAAAUGAAAAUUGCAUAUAAUUUAUCAUUCCAAUGUCGAAAUGAAUCUUCACCAACAUCAUGUAUUAAAACACGAAUUCAAAUUCAAAAUCGAAAUAUGUGUAAUGAAAAACAGCUAACCAUCAACAUACAUACACAUGCUCUAUCUGUUUCAUAUUAGAAAUGCCAAAUAAUGUAAAACAUUUUGGAACAUCCAUGAAUUUGAAUGGAUUUAAACAAAAAGCGUUUAAAUUAAUUUCGCCUCCUGAUCAAAUAUGAAACAAAGUCAUGAAACUGCUGCACAAUUAAUUUACAGUCUUGGGUUCGCUUACCCUAGUGAUAUUCCCGUUCCAUUCUUGCUGAAAUCUGAUCGCGAACCCGAUUUUUUCCCGUGUAACGAAAAAAUGCUGACCUUGGCAAAAUAAAAUCGUGAUCUUAUAUUGGAAUCGCGUUCUUCAUCAAGUUCGUUAUGCGAUCCCGUUCCAUUUAUGUUUCAAGACAGUGACGGGAUCGCGGCAGGAUUAUAGCAAGAUCGUGUCUAAUUUGAGACAAGAUCUUGAGGUGAUCUUUUAUUAUUAUAUCAUUCUGUUCCUUAAACUACUACUAGUACAAAUUGAUAGGGUCCUGCACGCUCGUACGAUAAGAAGUCGUUCGAUCUUGACAUAAUAUCGUACUAGGACAUAUGAACUCUCAUUGUAUGUUAUUACAAUAUUUAAACUUUUUAAUUUUAUAUCAAGUAUCCGCAGAAAUUCGCAAGUA
Didymodactylos carnosus is the source of this 2413-nucleotide messenger RNA. The record is from the annotation of a GenBank genome assembly. Lineage: Eukaryota; Metazoa; Rotifera; Eurotatoria; Philodinida; Philodinidae.